CUGCUGGGAUCACGUGUCGCUGUGAGAGAGACAGAGGAGGCGGCGGCGGGAGCAGGGAGAGGGGCGGGGGCUGCUGCGGCGCUCCCGGGAACAACUCAGACACAGACACAGCUUGUUUUGGUUUAUUUCGCAAGGCAAGGCGGGGGAAGAGGGAGAGCCUGGCAGUAACUCCAGCAACUCCUAUCUCUCUCCUUCUCCGCAGCACAGGAUCAGCCGCCCUCCCCUCACUGCAGCCUGACCGGGCAGUGUCCAGUCGUGCACUCCGGAGUGUGAGAAAGGGGAGGGGGACAAGUCUCCAGUUGGCAGCCGGGGUAGGAGGAACAAGGAGGGGGAGGCAGUGCAGCUACCUGCCCUCCUCUUCUCAUCAGAUGCCACUUCUGCAACGCGAUGGGACUGAAUGGGGACACACACGGGCAGUGAUCGCUGUCGGCGGUGACAUUGUGCUGAUUCUGGAGGGGUGUCUGGUGGUCGCAGCCCGGUGGGAGUACUGAGCCCAGCGCAGGCAGCAGACACUGUUCCCCGCAGUACGUGCAUGCAUGCAGAGACACUAACUUGGAGAUUGGCUCUGCAGACCCAUGCACACCGAGAUGCCCCUGGCCGGGUGUGUGCUGCUCUCCCUCCUGCACUGGAUUACAUUGGGUUUAUUGCUGGGAGACUGCUGCUGCCGCUGCUCAUCUGUGGAUGUGUUAUAGUGCAAGGAGCUAUCUAAGGAGAAUACAACAACUCUGCAAACUGCUGGUGUCUCCCUGCUGCACGCUCCUGUCUUACUGCAGUCACUCACUGGUGCUGAAUGAGCUGUGAAUUUGUAUAGUGUACUUAUACUUUUAUUUGCAAAAACUGCAUAGGGUUUUUUUUUUGUUUUUUUUUUUUACUAUUUAUACCUUUGGUACCAUGGCCAGCCCCACAGACCCUCCGCCUCAGGAGAACUUCUCUGAUGUCAAGAAGGUGGGCUACCUUAGGAAACCUAAGAGCAUGCACAAAAGGUUCUUCGUUCUCAGAGCCGCCAGCGAGUCAGGUUUAGCCCGUCUGGAGUAUUAUGAGAAUGAGAAAAAGUGGAGGCACAAGUCUGGGGCCCCAAAGAGGUCCAUUCCUCUUGAAAACUGCUUUAAUAUCAACAAGAGGGCGGAUUCAAAGAACAAACAUUUAGUAUCUCUAUACACUAAAGAUGAGUGUUUUGCUAUUGCUGCUGAGUGUGAACAAGAACAGGAAGGAUGGUAUCAGGCUUUGGUGGACCUGCAUAACCGUGGUAAAACUCAUAGCCAUCACUACAAUGAAGGCGCUGCCAACGGGGUGCAUGAUGGAAUCAAUGGAGAUGAUAUUUAUGGGGAAGUGACCCCCCCUGGUCUUGCCUUUAAGGAAGUGUGGCAAGUGAUCAUGAAGCCUAAGGGUUUAGGACAGAUUAAAAACCUUGUUGGUAUCUACCGAUUGUGCCUGACACACCGAACAAUCAGUUUGGUAAAGCUUAAUUCUGACGCAGCAGCCGUAGUUUUGCAGCUCAUGAACAUCCGGCGUUGUGGUCAUUCAGAGAAUUUCUUCUUCAUUGAGGUUGGCCGUUCUGCAGUUACAGGUGCUGGUGAGUUUUGGAUGCAAGUGGAUGACUCUGUGGUGGCCCAGAAUAUGCAUGAGACCAUCCUAGAAGCUAUGAAGGCAUUGAGUGAUGAGUUUCGUCCACGCAGUAAGAGUCAAUCUUCUUCAAAUUGCUCCAACCCUAUUUCUGUCCCUCUUAGAAGGCAUCAUCACCUCAAUCAUCCCCCACCCAGCCAAGUGGGUCUUACCCGGAGAGCCCGCACAGAAAGUGUCACAGCCACUUCUCCUGCUGGAGGAACUGCUAAACAUGGAUCUUCAUCCUCAUUCAGGGUUCGGGCAUCAAGUGAUGGAGAGGGCACAAUGUCAAGGCCAGCCUCAAUGGAUGGUAGCCCAGUAAGCCCCAGUGCAGCCAGAGCUCAGUCACAUCGGCACCGAGGCAAUUCUCGACUUCAUCCACCUCUUAACCAUAGUCGCUCCAUUCCAAUGCCUGCAACUCGCUGCUCACCCUCAGCCACCAGUCCCGUCAGUUUAUCUUCUAGCAGCACCAGUGGUCAUGGCUCCACUUCCGACUGCUUGUGUCCUCGAAGAUCUAGUGCCUCGGUUUCUGGUUCUCCUAGUGAUGGUGGCUUUAUCUCCUCUGAUGAGUAUGGAUCCAGUCCUUGUGAUUUCAGAAGCUCUUUCCGGAGUGUUACACCAGAUUCUCUAGGGCACACACCUCCAGCUCGAGAGGAAGACCUUAAUAAUUACAUCAGCAUGGGCAAAUCCAGUAGCCUCAUUCAGAGAGGCACACAACCAAGGUACCAAUCAAGCAAGGGUGAGGAGCAUCCUGACCUUGACAAGGUUUUCAGGAAGAGGACUCAUUCAUCUGGAACUUCCCCUCCCUCCAUUUCUCAUCAGAAGAACCCAUCACAGUCAUCAAUAGACGAGUACACCGAAAUGAUGCCUUCUUAUCCUCUGCGCCUCCCAUCCUUUAGGCACUCUGCUUUUGUGCCCACUUAUUCAUAUCCAGAAGAGUGCCUGGAUCUCCACCUGGAAAAUAGCAGACCAAACCAAAGUGAUGAUGGCUACAUGCCAAUGUCACCUGGGGUUGCUCCUGUGCCUACAAAGAAUGGUGACUACAUGCCUAUGAGUCCUAAGAGUGUGUCGGCCCCACAGCAGAUAAUUAACCCAAGACGACAUUCACAGAUGGACUCUAACGGCUAUAUGAUGAUGUCCCCAAGUGGUAGCUGCUCCCCUGACAAUUUUAACUACAGCAAAAUUUGGACAAAUGGUACCAACCCAAAGUUGUCCAUAGAGAGCAAUGAUGGCAAAUUGGCUUGCAGUGACUACAUUAAUAUGUCUCCAGCUAGUGGCUCCACUACUAGCACCCCACCUGACUGCUAUCUGAAUUCUGUUGAAGAGCCAACCAAACCUAUCUGUUCAUACUUCUCUUUGCCAAGGUCCUUUAAACAUUUGCAUAGGAAGAAUGAAGAUGGUCAUUUACGGAUUUCUAUAAGUUCUGGUCAUCCAUUGUACACUGAGGAAUCCUCCUCUUCUUCCUCCACAAGCAGUGAUAGUCUGGGAGGACAAGAAACCCAACAAAGCAGGAAAGGUGAAACUUAUGUCCAAGGGAAGAGCAGUAGAUUGACCAGGCCCUCACGACUGUCUUUGGAAAGUACAAGUAAGGCCAGCACAUUGCCUAGGGCUCGAGAGCCUGCCUUACCUCCAGAGCCAAAAAGCCCUGGAGAAUAUGUUAACAUAGAGUUCAAUGAAAAGGUCUUCCCUGGGGGCUUGGUAUCUUCCAUACAUUCACCAUCUUAUGUUCAAAGCAGAGUGGUACCACAGAGAGAGAACCUAUCUGAGUACAUGAAUAUGGAUCUUAAGCACUGGAGGGCAAAACACUCUUAUGCCUCAUGUACAGCAUCCUAUAAACAGUCACGUAAGCCUACCAUGAGUGUGUGCUCUCCUGACAUAUGUAGUAGUCGCCCACCUGUCCGCGCAAAGCCAGUUCCACGGGACUAUAUGAGUAUGCAACUUGGUUCCCUUUGUUCAGAAUAUAGUCAGGUGCCACCAGCCAGGACCACUCCCAAGCCAAUCUCUCCUUGUAAGAGUAAUUAUGCAGAAAUGUCAAUUGGUGGUGUUCCUGAUAACUUGCCUGCUGCACCUCCUGGUAAUAAAAGCCUAAAUGACACUGCCUGCUCUUCUCUUCUGGGUCAGGGCUCUGGUCCCAGCGCCUUUACUCGUGUCAGCCUAAGCCCAAAUCGCAACCAGAGUGCCAAAGUUGUUAGAGCAGGUGACCCACAGGGCCGCAGGCGACACAGCUCAGAAACCUUUUCCUCUACUCCUACUACAGCUCGGGUAAAUUCUGGACCUGUUUCUGGUGAUGAUGUAAAAAGACAUAGUUCUGCUUCAUUUGAGAAUGUCUGGCUCAGGUCUGGAGAUACAGUUAGGAGAGAGUCUCUGCAAACUUCAGAUCACCAUCAUAAUGGCCUCAAUUACAUUGACCUGGACAUAGUCAAGGAUUUGAGUGGCCUGGAACAUUGUAACCCACAUCAGCCUGGGAUAUCCCACACCUCAGAUGAUCUGAGCGCCUAUGCUAGCAUCACUUUUCACAAGUUGGAAGCACGCAGGAGCCAAGCAGAAACAGAAGAAUAACAACCUCUGCCACCUCAGCAAAUCACCCUUUUUUUUUUUUAAUCUCAAGGGAUUAUGGACUCUUGGUAGCCUCCACACAUCACAACUAGGACCUCACAUCCUUUUCGUCAAUAGAUGGUACGCUGCAUCCACUUCACUUUGUUUACUAUACACGCAAACCUCAGGAGUCAGCUGACUGAACAGCACCUUCUCUGUUGUGCCAAGCAAAAAAAAAAAAGCACUGUGACAUCUGGACAGGUACUGUCCGCUCUGCUACAUCCGUGGAGUCAACCUCAACGAUCCGAUCCUCCUAGAGGCCACAGUGCGUUUGGACUCGCUGCCUCGCACAUUGUUCUCAACUCAUACAAUUUAAGUUGCUGCUGAAAAUUUCAAGAAAAGAAAAAAACUAUUACAAAUCAAUGGUGUAAAUUAUUAAGUACGAAAAACAGUUAAUAAUGAUUGGUGAGAAUUAAAUAUUUAACAUAGGUUUUGAUUUAUACAUGUACUUUUCUUUUUUUCUGCUGGAGCCCGUUUUUUAUGUGGGACUCUAAGGUAUUCAGAUUUUGGGGAAUUGCUAAAGUAAGGCUAAUAAUAUUAUAGGUAGGGUACUAUUCUCCUUUUCUAAGAAACAAAAAAGGGGGUCCUAGAUUACUAGGACUUUUUAUUGUCAGUCCUAUUUAGUGACAGUUGUAAUAUAAGCGUAAAUAAGAAUAUGUUGGUUUUGCACUCCUGAUAGUGAUGUGCUUUAACUCCAUGUGUGCCAGAUAGGGCUGCAGUUUUCGCUAAAUGAAUAGUUUGAACUGAAGACCCUACACAGGUUUGAAAGAAAAAUAAAUAAAAACCCAGACCAUUGUACAGGUACAAGAAAAAAAAUAUAUGAAAUCAACAGUCUUCCAUUGUACAUAAUGUAAAACAUAAAAAAAAAAAGAAAAAAAAAAAAAAGAAAGCGAAACUUGGCUGAACACUCUAAAUGAAAACUCCCUGGAAUGAGCAAUGUGGUUGUUUGUAAAUUCUGGAAAAUCUUUCUAUAUGUAAUAAACUAGAUACUGUUUAA
Pseudophryne corroboree (corroboree frog) is the source of this 5194-nucleotide messenger RNA. It is a transcript of the gene IRS1, whose product is annotated as insulin receptor substrate 1. Bases 892 to 4161 code for a protein of 1089 amino acids. Gene Ontology annotation, biological process: insulin receptor signaling pathway. The record is from RefSeq and is a predicted model, not a curated record. The transcript has 2 exons. Gene Ontology annotation, cellular component: plasma membrane; cytosol. Lineage: Eukaryota; Metazoa; Chordata; Amphibia; Anura; Myobatrachidae. Gene Ontology annotation, molecular function: phosphatidylinositol 3-kinase binding; insulin receptor binding.